Messenger RNA from Euleptes europaea (tarantolino), 1137 nucleotides. RefSeq names its product voltage dependent anion channel 1 (gene VDAC1). Gene Ontology annotation, biological process: monoatomic anion transmembrane transport. The coding region runs from base 40 to 891 and encodes 283 amino acids. Lineage: Eukaryota; Metazoa; Chordata; Lepidosauria; Squamata; Sphaerodactylidae. Gene Ontology annotation, cellular component: mitochondrial outer membrane. The transcript is spliced from 9 exons. The record is from RefSeq and is a predicted model, not a curated record. Gene Ontology annotation, molecular function: voltage-gated monoatomic anion channel activity.
CCCUGCUGCAGCCACGGCAAGGGCCGGGAGAGCGAGAAAAUGGCUGUUCCUCCUGCUUAUGCUGACCUAGGAAAAUCUGCCCGAGACAUCUUUACUAAGGGAUAUGGAUUUGGGUUAGUCAAGUUGGAUUUGAAAACGAAAUCUGAAAAUGGAUUGGAAUUUACCAGCUCAGGUUCAGCAAACACGGAAACAAGUAAAGUUACUGGAAGUCUGGAAACCAAGUACAGAUGGACAGAAUAUGGCUUGACUUUCACAGAGAAAUGGAAUACUGACAACACCCUAGGGACAGAGAUAACUGUAGAAGAUCAGCUUGCACGUGGACUGAAGCUGACCUUUGACUCCUCAUUUUCUCCUAACACUGGAAAGAAGAAUGCUAAAGUUAAGUCUGGAUACAAGCGGGAACAUAUCAACUUGGGAUGCGACAUGGAUUUUGAUAUUGCAGGUCCAUCAAUACGUGGUGCCUUUGUCUUGGGCUAUGAAGGUUGGCUGGCUGGCUACCAAAUGACUUUUGAAACAGCUAAAUCCAGAAUAACUCAGAGCAACUUUGCCGUAGGCUAUAAAACUGAUGAAUUUCAGCUUCACACCAAUGUGAAUGAUGGUACAGAAUUUGGUGGUUCUAUUUAUCAGAAGGUGAAUGAUCAAUUGGAAACUGCUGUCAAUCUCGCUUGGACAGCUGGAAAUAGCAACACUCGCUUUGGAAUAGCAGCCAAAUAUCAAAUUGACGCAGAUGCAUCUUUCUCUGCUAAAGUGAAUAAUUCCAGCCUGAUUGGUUUAGGAUAUACUCAGACUUUGAAGCCAGGUAUCAAAUUGACAUUGUCUGCUUUGUUGGAUGGGAAGAACGUCAAUGCAGGUGGCCACAAACUAGGUCUAGGACUGGAAUUUGAAGCAUAAAAGAAGGAAUUGUACCAUUGCUAAUUCUGAGAUGCUUUACAGCAUAGAUACCUACUGAAUUUAGUGUACUUUUCAAUGUUUUAUGUCUGGGAUGCAAUUAUUGCCAUGUGUCAGUCAUGUUGAACCUGGUUAAAGAUGGCAAAGUCUAAAAAUGUGUGUUUCCAGGAAAGGAUAAUAUGUUUUCUGUGGUUCCAGACCUCUUGGGAGUAUUUAUUGGAUAUAACUGUUAUAUGAAGGUUUGCUUCU